Quercus robur (English oak) is the source of this 1002-nucleotide messenger RNA. Its product is annotated as thaumatin-like protein. Gene Ontology annotation, cellular component: extracellular region. The record is from RefSeq and is a predicted model, not a curated record. Gene Ontology annotation, biological process: defense response. The transcript has 2 exons. NCBI's taxonomy places the organism in Eukaryota, Viridiplantae, Streptophyta, Magnoliopsida, Fagales, Fagaceae. Bases 1 to 822 code for a protein of 273 amino acids.
AUGGAAGAUCAAAAGGCAAGAGCUGUACUCUUGAGGGGGAGUAUUAAGAAUGCAAAGAAGUGUUGCAUACCUCAAGCCACACAGCUAGCUAGUGGUGUAGCUGGUAUUGAUGAAGGAUGCACUAGCUCAGCCACAAGAGCAGCAGUCAAUACAGCAUUUGCUGAUGAGCCUGCAACAGCACCAAAUACUGGCUAUCCAGUGAUAGCUGAUGGUGGCUUCUAUCUUCCUUCAGGCCAAACUGAACGUAUUUACGCCCCAUUGACAUGGAGUGGCCAGAUUUGGGCCAGAACGGGUUGCAAAUUCAAUUCCAAUCAGAUUCCUGCCUGUGAAACUGGUGACUGUGAUAGAAAACUAGCAUGCAAUGGACUUAUAGGCAAACCCCCAGUCACGCUAGUGCAAAUUGCACUACAGGAAGAUCAAAGCAAGUCAAGUUUUUAUGAUGUGAGCUUGGUUGAUGGCUACAACAUCCCUGUUUUAGUCACAGUAAGGCAAACACCAGAACUAUGUACCAUUAGAGGGUGCUUGCAAAAUGUGAAUGACUUCUGCCCACAAGAGCUACAAGUUUUAAAUGAAAAGGGGGAAGUGGUGGCCUGCAAAAGUGCUUGCUUGGCAUUUGAUAAAGACAUCUUUUGCUGUAGGAAUGCAUAUGGGACCCCAGAAAAGUGCCAGCCUAGCGUCUACUCAAAAAUCUUUAAGGAUGCUUGUCCUUGUUACUAUAGUUAUGCUUUUGACACACCCCCACCAUUGGUAAACUGUGCCUUUAGAGAGUAUGUGAUAACAUUCUGUCCUUCAGGGUGGGGAAAUGCAUACACAUCCAUAUAGGGUGACAGGGUGUUACAUAACGUACAUCUCUAUGAGUGUCUAAUUUCAAAUUUGAUUAGAAGCUGAUGCUUGUUAUGCAAAGCUUUGUUAUUUAAUACAAUAAAUUGUAUUGAGGUUUGGCUGCAGAACUUCCUUAUGCAUCAUGAGCUCAAGAACAAAAACUCAAACUAUAUAUAUGUU